AUGGCGGAAACAACAGUAUAUCGAACAAAACCAUCAAAUGAAACUUCAACUAAAGGUCAAACAGCAUUCUAUCGUAAUGUUAUAUUACCAAGUAAAGCUCUUAAAGAAAAACAAAAGCUUCCAUUAAAUCAAAUUAAGAAUACUGCAGCAGCAUAUGAAAAGCAAACAACACUUCGAAAAGAAGAUACUGAAAAAUUUCGAAGUUCAUUAGAACGUCAACUAUCAAUUGAUAUGCUUCGACAUGGUUAUCAUAAUUCAUUUCGUGAAUUAUGUGCUAUAUUAGCAUGGCAAAAAGAAGAUCGAGAACGACUAGGUGCUGAACAUCCACUUCAUCGACGACCAUUACUUGAUGCUGAAUCAGAUAAAUUACGUUAUCUUUGUCAAUAUCUCAAUAAAGCUGAAGAAGCUGAACGACGAUCUCAAUUCUCAAAUAUGUACCAUAAUUAUUUGGAAUUAGCAUCAUAUUUUUUAAAAAGUGAUGAUCGAUGGCUUUCCGAUUAUUUCUAUGAAAAAAGUCUAACAGUUGCUCAAACACAUUCACAAUUUGAUCCACAAUUAGCAGCUGAAGCUUAUCUUAAUGUUGGUUUAGCAUAUGAACGACGAAGUGAUUUAGUCAAAGCCUUGAAUAGUUUUAUAAAAUAUUAUCAAUUAAGUGAAGACAAUGAACAUUUAAAAACGGAUGCUAGUAUACAAUUAACACGUUUAUAUAUGAAAUUAGCCCAACGUCGAACUGAUAAUCAAUCACUUCAAUAUGUUAACAAAGCAUAUGAAGCUUCAAUUCAAACUGGUGAUAAAAAAGUUGAAAAUGAAACAAGUUAUAAGCUAGGACAAGCUUUUCUUGAACAUGGAGAUGUCGAUUCAGCUUUAAAAUAUCUUCAUAAAUAUUAUGAUUAUUGUCAAGAAGUUAACAACGAUGAAGGUUUUGGUCAAGCAAGUGAAGCACUUGCAAUCUGUUAUCAAAAAAAAUCCAAUAUUGAAAAAAGUACAGAAUACUUAACAAAAUAUUUACAAAAAGUAUCUGAUAAAGAAGGUGAUAUGCAAUAUGCUAGAGCUUGCAGUGCACUUGGUUUUAUUCAUAUAACAUUGAGUCAAUAUGAUUCAGCUAUACAAUCAUUAAGUAAAGCUUAUAGUAUAUCAUUAGCAAAUAGUCAUGCUGAUCUUGAUCGUAAUCGAGUUUUAUUCGGAAUUGCACAUGGCAUGAAAUUACGACCAGCCUUUAAUGAUCAUGUUGAUCGAAUGCAUACAAAAGAAUUGCUUCAAUGGAAAUGUACAAGACAUGAAAGUUUUAUAACCAAACCAAAACCUUAA
Messenger RNA from Adineta steineri, 1308 nucleotides. The record is from the annotation of a GenBank genome assembly. Lineage: Eukaryota; Metazoa; Rotifera; Eurotatoria; Adinetida; Adinetidae.